Molecule: messenger RNA, 902 nt
Organism: Hypoxylon fragiforme
Lineage: Eukaryota; Fungi; Ascomycota; Sordariomycetes; Xylariales; Hypoxylaceae
Exons: 2
Coding region: 117-749 (210 amino acids)
Source: RefSeq, a predicted model, not a curated record
CCAGCUUUACUUCGUCGUCUUCAGCUUCUGUACAUUCUUGUUCAAUAUCCCUUCUCCUGCUGGCCAGGUCUUAAUUCAAUAUUAUAACCAUAGACCUCCAACUCACGCAUAUCACAAUGCCUUCUUUCAAGACUAUCAUAACAUUCACCCUCAUCGCUACUGCCCAGCUAGCAGCUAGCCACGGCGUUAUCACGGAAGCCACAGGUGAUGCUGGCGGAUCCGGUAUGGCCCUUGGCGUCGACACUUCAACGCCGCGGGAUGGGACCCGGCGACGGCCCUUCCAGCAAGACAGCACGCGGUUCCGGGGUGACCAAGCAGACACCUUCGGAGAGACCAUCGGAGCAGGCGACAACGACCUGGAGAAAGGGACGCAAGCGAUCCUGGCGGAGACCGGCGACCAGCUGCCGCAGAUCACGGCGGGCGGCGAGCUCACGAUGACGCCGCACCAGGUCAACGCGGACGGCGCUGGGCCUUACACGUGCAUGAUCAACGACGAUGGCACGGGUGCCAACUGGGACGACAUCGAGGUGACGCAGUCGCCGCCCGGCGACGACUCGCGCGACCGCGAUGGCAACGAGACGGAUUUCCCCCUCGUCGCGGCCAUCCCGGCCAAUCAGGAGUGCACCGGCACCGUGGCGGGCCAGGACAACGCGUGCUUAGUUCGGUGCCAGAACGGUGCUCGGGCCGGGCCUUUCGGUGGGGUCGUUCCGGUGCAGAGUGAGUCCCCCCUCCCCUUCCCUGCCCCCUAGCCUCAUUGAUUAUUUUUCAUUGGAGUAUUGGAGUAUGUAGUAGCAACAGAAUGGUCUAGCUCACAUGAUAUACAAAUAGUAUCUACUAGUAACACCACGUCUGCUGGCGCUGGAACUGCGCGCCGAAACCUUGCUCGGGCCAUGAAGAGGAGA